Aspergillus affinis is the source of this 4515-nucleotide messenger RNA. RefSeq lists its product as uncharacterized. The coding region runs from base 1 to 4515 and encodes 1504 amino acids. Lineage: Eukaryota; Fungi; Ascomycota; Eurotiomycetes; Eurotiales; Aspergillaceae. The transcript has 5 exons. The record is from RefSeq and is a predicted model, not a curated record.
AUGGGAGGCUUGCGCGCGCUCUGCUGCAGCAAAGGGGACAAAACCGACGGUGGCCAGCUCCCGCCAGCUCGACCAGCUCAACCACGCCCCGAGAAAAGUACGCAAAACGCGUCGCCACGUGCGAAAAAAGAGACUUCCUCAACUGAUGUGACUCCGGGGAAUUUGACUCCAGGAGAACCGGCCCAAGAAAAGUCGGUCCAGCAGAAUCCCGUCCCACGCGAUCUGUGGAAAGAGGCAUUCGACAAUUUGGACCCUUCACGCCAACCGUACGUUGCGGCAAAUGGCAUGUCAAGCACUUCCGCAAUCGACCAAGUCAUCAAAGAUACGACGGCCAAGUAUGAGCAGUGGCGGAGGGGUGGUCUGAAAAUCCGCCGAAAGGACGGAGAUGACAUCGAUUUUCGAGAUUGCGCAGAGAGGGUUCUCGGCGCGGCCAUGAAGGCCAGCAAUGUGAUUUCGACGGCUGUUUCCUUUGAUCCUACAGGCCACGCAUCCUCUGCAUGGAUGGUUAUAUCGUUUGGAAUGAGUAUUGUCCAAAACAGACUCGACCGUCGGGACGCCAUUUUCGCUGCCUCGGAAUACCUUGCGGAGACUCUCUCCUAUUAUACCUUGAUCGAUACGAACUACCGAAAUCAGAAGGUCCCAACUGAUCACAACCUCGAUCAGGCCCUGCUUCGCGUAUACUCGGCAAUUCUCGACUUCACAGUCGAGAGCGUUAUGGCUCUCACCGAUCAACCCCUGCAGAUACUCAAAGAUGCCAUCAACUCACAAGCUGGACUCGCCAAAAAGUGGACCGAAUUGGCCGCCAACCUCGGGGACCGGCAGCGUGCCGUAGAGCAUCUCGCGAAGACAGAUGCACUGCUUGCAAACAUGAAGAAUCUUGCAUCAAAAGCAAUGACUGCGGAGGAAGAGAGUCAACUCGUCUGGAUGUCAGCAUUACCUUAUUCAGAUCACCAGCGGGCUUUGCAGAAGAAAAGAACCGGUGACACUGGUCUUUGGCUCCUUGACACACCCAAUUAUAACGUCUGGAAGACUACCCCUGGAAGCCUUUUGUGGCUCCCAGGAAUUUCGGGCUGUGGUAAAUCUGUUCUUUGCUCUACUUUAAUCCAGGACAUUGAAGAGGACUGUUCCUGUGAUCCGUCGAAGUUCCUUGGUUACUGGUACUUUCAAUUCGGUUCCGAGGCGACAAAGAACGUUGACACCAUGUCUCGAUCACUGAUCAGACAAUUAAGUCGAUCACCUUUGGCCCCAGAGGUGAUCAAAAUCUGGGAAGAACACCAUCUGAAGGGAAGCCAGCCCGAUUCGAAGGCUAUCUCUGGUGUACUUCAUGACCUUCUUUCCGCUAUUCGAGGUGAUAUUUACCUUGUAUUCGAUGCACUGGAUGAGUGUCCUGAGAACGAGAAAUCCAAGGAAAGAGGAUCACUUCUCUCACUUCUCGAGGAUUUGCUUGAAAGACACAGUACCAAAAUCCAUAUCCUCGCGACUAGUCGUCGUGAGCCGGAUAUCCAGCAAAGGCUUGAACAUUUUUCCAAGAUUGACCUGGAAGCUCAUCUCGCUGAGGAUGUGAAAACUUUCGUUACCCUAUGUCUUGCACAGAACCCUCUAAACCGAUGGAAAACUGAUAUCCGCGAUCUCAUCCUUGAUGAAUUGCUGAAUUCUAAGGAGCGACGAUUUCGUUGGGCCGAGUUGCAAAUCAUGGCACUUGAAAGAUGCCGCAACGAUCGCCAAAUCAAAGAUGCUCUUAAGACAAUCCCUCAAACACUAGAGGCCACUUAUCGCAAAGUUCUUGACAGCAUCGAUUCUAAUGAUGUGGUAUUGGCUCGUGAAAUUUUCAUGAUUAUAUGUCUCUCACCUAUACUAUUUGACGCGCAGGCGGUUGCCGAUAUGGUGGGACUGAGCUUCCCCGAAGCCAUUAUCGAAAUCUGCACAACUUCCUUUGUCAGUUUAACUGAUGAAAAGGUGCAACUAUCCCACUUUUCGGUCCAGGAGUUUCUUGUGGUUCUAGGUGAAUCUGGCCAGCAUCACCCUUGUCAAUUCACCGCCACCAAUGGCCACAGGUUUCUCGCGGAGAAGACCGUGGAUAUUCUUCUUGAACAGACUGAGACCCUCACCCAGGCGGAUGCAAAGAAUAAUAUCCCGUUUCUUUACGCUGCGAAGCACUGGAACGCCCAUGUGACUGAUGCAGGAGGCAUUGAUGUAUUGUCGCCAGAAUUGCAGGCUAAAAUCAACCGUCUCUUUACCGAGUGUAUUGUUUUCUUCAACUGGGUGCGGGCGGCCGACAGUAAUGAUCGAAAUAUGAACAAUGAGUGGAGCAAGCUCCCCCAAGAGUGUCAACCGCCAAUUCACAGGGCUUCCAGAAUGGGCCUGGUCCAACCAGUGGACUGUUUGCUCGCGCAAGGUGCAGAUCCUUUUCAACUUUUCGACAAUGGAGCAGUCUUUUUCGGGGAAAACAUAUUUGCUCUGGCUGCCGAUGAAGGGCAACUUGAUGUUUUACACACACUCCUAACUAAAGGGCUACCGCUAGAACAGGAUUUCGUUCUAGGCAUCGCGUCGAAUCUUGACUACAGGAAGGUGGGGAAAAUCAAAUUGGCAUCGAUUUUGCGAACAAUGUGGGAUCAUGGUUUGCUUCGCAAGCAGUCCGAUGAUGUUUCCGAUGAAAUCGAUGAAAUCGAUGAAAUCUUUGUCGUAUACACGAUGCUGAACCCAGUUUCAAGUAAAGAAAUGAUGGAUGUGUUUCUGGAUUGGGAACCAAGGGUAUCUCUUCCGAUGACGGACAACGUCAUACUGGCCGCGACUUGCUUGAACAUUCAAGCGCUGCAAAUUCUUCUUGAAAGAUCUGAUUUCCGUGUCCCGCCAACUUUUUUGGAAAGAUUGAAAGAAAUUACAUUUUCAUCUGGCCCCAGUAGGACUGAGGGACUCGGUCUAAUUGCCACCAAACGGCCAAAUGAGUUCCCCAUCGAUAGUGACCUUUUUGAAAAGUUCGUGCAGGAGCUCGACUUCAAAACAUUAAAGUCGCUAAUGCAAAUGCGAGCCUCGGACGUUCGUGUAACAGAAAGUGUCUUGGAAAAGGCAGCCAAAAAUCAAAACAGCGGUCGCAUCUUCCGUUUACUUUGGCCUCAACGAGAGUCUGGGAUAGUUAUCAACGAAUCGAUGCUACGCUAUGCAUUGGCCAACCGACACGCGGAAGAUAUUAUCAGCUUCAUGCAGGAAAACAUCAAGUCUGAUAUGAACCUUAGCGAGGAGACCAUUGACACUUUUUUGUCCACCUCCGAGGCAGGGGUUACUUGCUUAAAGUUACUUCAGAGUCUAUCAACUCACGGCUUCUCGGUAUCUGAAAGACUUACUGAGACGAUUUGCUGCCAUAAGAAUGCGGUAGACAUGUUGAGUCUGUUGGUCAACAAGGAAGGCUACAAUGUCCCUAUAACGGAAGGUAUUAUAAGCUCUGCAGCUUCCAAUGAGUCUCAAGGACCAGCCGUUCUCAAAUACCUAGCGAAACUCCACCAAAAGUCUCUCCCGGUCACAGAAUCAGUUCUUGUUAGAGCUGUCAAGAAUCAGGAACACGGCGAAGAGAUCCUUGGGAUGCUCCUGCAAGAUACUUCAUCCACUCUGCUGACAGAUAGGGUCUUUGAAGAAGCAUGUGAAAAUCCAGGUGCCCUGUUAGUGCUCUUAGGUCAAAGACAAAACGAUUUGCCUAUUGCAGAGAUGCUGGCUAAAAUCGCUAAGAGUUCUAGAAGUUCGAGAAACAUUCUUCAAAUUCUUCUCGAGCGGAAUCUUUUGAAAAUUGACGAGUCCGUCGUGGAAACUCUAGCCGCCGACUUCUACGCCUUGGACCUUUUGCUAUCCUUGGAGCCAGAUUCGCCAAUUACCGAGAAAGCCCUCUCAGCAGGCGCAAAUGACGCUCGCUCAAUGCGUGUGAUGCUGGGUGCUCGAGGAUGUGCUUUGUAUGUCACAGAGAAUGUUUUGAAGGCCGCAGCACAGUCAUAUCAUUGUCGGGAAGUGAUGACAGUUAUCCAGCAUCGACAGGGAUCGCUGAGUAUCACUGAGAAUGUUAUCAGAGAGACCUUUAACAAUGGUUUAUCAUACGUAUUAGAGUGGCUUCUUGAGCAAUGCUCAGACUCUUUUGUUAGAGCCUUUUUCCAAGACAACUGGCGAGACCUUGCUUUGGAUUCAAGUACAAGACAUGCCAUUCUAUAUGGCUUCUUGAAAAAGACAGGCUCAAGAAUCACCGAUUCUCUUCUGCAAGAUUGGCCUUUCGACCCUGAAACAGGAGAAAACUAUGGCCUUGGCGAUAUUACUCACAAGAGGGUUGAGACAUUCGAGCUUCCUGCUACUGAGCACGCGGCAGAAGUUUUCGUGGAAAGGUGUGACGUUGACCAUAUCGAAAGAUUCUGGAAGGACAAGCAGAUCCCAGUCACAGAUCAUUUGAUUCAAGUGGCAGAGAGAAACCCAGUUGCGGAUAAGGAGGCGUUGAAGUUAUAUCUGGAACAGAAAAGAGUGAGGUUAUCGGAAGAUUCUUGA